Messenger RNA from Sipha flava (yellow sugarcane aphid), 632 nucleotides. It is a transcript of the gene RpL21, whose product is annotated as 60S ribosomal protein L21. The coding region runs from base 120 to 596 and encodes 158 amino acids. Gene Ontology annotation, biological process: translation. NCBI's taxonomy places the organism in Eukaryota, Metazoa, Arthropoda, Insecta, Hemiptera, Aphididae. The transcript is spliced from 5 exons. Gene Ontology annotation, molecular function: structural constituent of ribosome. The record is from RefSeq and is a predicted model, not a curated record. Gene Ontology annotation, cellular component: ribosome; cytosolic large ribosomal subunit.
AACCUCAAUAACAAUCGACACUUAUCGGUUCCUUUACUUUCUCGUACACGUUUUCGCUAACAGUGAAGUGUUUUAGGGCUUACUUUAUUUUUAGUUGUCAACUAAAAUAAAAUUUAAAAAUGACCAACUCAAAAGGUUAUAGACAUGGUACUAGGGACUUGUUUUCCCGAAAAUUCCGCAGACAUGGAGUCAUUCCUUUGUCAACAUACAUGAAAGUGUAUAAAGUUGGCCAGAGAGUUGAUAUUAAGGGUAAUGGAGCUGUUCAAAAAGGUAUGCCAUACAAAGUCUACCACGGUAAGACUGGAAGAGUAUUCAAUGUAUCCAAACACUCUCUUGGAGUAAUUGUUAACAAAAGGGUCCGUAAUCGCAUUAUUGCCAAAAGAAUAAAUAUUCGUAUUGAGCAUGUCAACCCAUCUAAAUGCCGUGAUGAUUUUAUCAAACGUGUAAAAGAAAACGAAGAGAAAGUUGCUGAUGCUAAAAAGAAGGGAAUCAGAGUGAGCCUAAAACGCAAACCUCAAGGACCCCGUCCAGGUCACAUAGUAAGAGGAACAGAACCAAUCAGUCUAGCUCCUCUACCUUAUGAAUUCAUUGCUUAAUUGCUGUUUUAAAUAUAAAUGUAUAAUUUAAACACA